AUGGAAAAGUACCUGGUCUCUCCGAUGACGGAGGUUCCGUUCAUGUACGACGACGACAAGUAUGAGGAAAGCGGCGCUGGAGCCAUCCGUGUGAUCGACUUCGCCGACGAGCAGGCCUUCAUCCAUGAGAACAUGAAGCUGAAGACGCCGCACCCGCCGAUCCAGCUCUUCAAGGAGAACCCUCUCGAAUACAUCAUGGAGUUCAUGUUCCUCCCGCGCCCGGACCGACUCGCCGAGCGCAACUGGGAGUUCUACUGCCUCCACUGGCAGCCGGUCACGUUCCACAUGCUCGAGAUCUGCACCGAGUACAUCUCCCAGAAGAACGUCGACCUGAUGAACGAGAACGCCGAGCUCGAGCGUGCCGUCAAAGGCCUCGGCCCGCGUCGCACCACGGUGCUCACGCCCCACGUCUACGACGCGCAGACGAUCGAGCGCACCAGGAAGCCUCCCAAGCAGGGCGACCGGCCGUGGGACCGCGACGACCACAUCUACUGCAUCUGUGAGGGAGUCAAGCUCUUCCCGAAGAACCUAGCCAAGAACAAGCGCUACAAGCAGCAACUCAACCUGCCCAUCCCCGGCGUCGACUACGAGGUCAUCCGCGGCAAGGUCUACAACGAGCUCGACUAUCUCCGCAACAGACCCGUCCCGCCCAAGGUCGUCAAGAAGACCGCCGCCCCCGCCGCCAAGGUCGGCGGCGUCCGCCGCAAGCCCGCCAGGACCAAGAAGACCGACCGCAACGGCGCCGUCCCCGACGACAAUGACGCAGACCUGAACAACAGCCUCCACGCGCUGGCCUCCUCUAGCAGGGCCCCCGUCGUCAAGAAACAGCUCGGCAACAUCGCCACGGCGACCGCGACGUCUGGCGCAGGCACUGGCGGCAGCCAGAAGAAACGCACCACCCCCAAGCGCCCCAUGAAGGAGCGCUUCAGCGACGACGAAUACGUCCCCGGCAACGGCCACGCCGCCUCCCCCAAGAAGAAGACGAAGCCCAACAACAAGAAGAAGGGCGCCGCCGCCAAGCAGACGAGCCCCGCCUCUGCCGCCGCCACCGCCGGAAGCAGUCCCAGGAGCGCCCGGACGACGACGACGACGACGACGUCGAUGCCCGCGCGCCGCGGUCGCACGAUGACCAGGGCUGCCGUGCAGCGCGCCGCCGCCACGAAGGAGAGCAAGCCCCCGGCCAAGGGCUACGACAUCACCGUCAAGGACGAAGACGAUGUCACUACUAGCAGCAUCACCAUCCCCCGCACCCUCGGCUCGCCCUUCCAGUACCGGGACCCGGCCACUUUCCCGCCUGACUCCGACUCCGAUUGGGACGUGCGUCGCCGGCGGGUCGGCGACGGCGAUGAUGAUGAUGGCGAUGACUUCAACACUUUGUUUGAUGACGAGUGUGCGGAGGAGAUGCCGAGCUUUCUGUUUGAGCGGGGCUAUGAGUCUGACGGGUCGGACAAGACACUCACCCAGAAGGGUUACUCGGCCGCUGUCGAGUUGCUCAACUCAUUGGAGGCUCUUGAAUAG
Molecule: messenger RNA, 1518 nt
Organism: Diplodia corticola
Lineage: Eukaryota; Fungi; Ascomycota; Dothideomycetes; Botryosphaeriales; Botryosphaeriaceae
Exons: 3
Coding region: 1-1518 (505 amino acids)
Source: RefSeq, a predicted model, not a curated record